UAUGGAUGGACCCUCUCGCUUGCACUUAGCACAGAUUCCCCCCCACGACCACUUUCGCUUCUGUAGAGAAGAAAAUUUUACAUUUCGAAAUUUCUGAAAUCUCUCUCCACCACCUUCUGAAGAAGAACCCCACCUAAUUUUCUCGGGGAUUCUUGAUCUCAUCUAUUGCUUUUCCCGGGAAAGAGGUCUUGUCGUUUUCCCCGGAUUCCUACUGAUGCAGAGCUGGGUCAAUUGAUCCUUUCUUUCUAGUAGAUUAGUUCAAACUCUCUUUUUUCUGGGUCUGUUUGUGUCUUCCAGUUCGAUCCAUUCAUCAUUCUUUCUGCUUCGGAGAUUUUGCAGUUUUUUUUUCGAGUUUUUUGAAGAUGAGAAGUGAUGAGUAUGGAACGGGAGCUUUUUACUAUUCAUCGGAGGACAACAAUAAUUCGGACGCAGAGAGCGUCGGCAGCGACGGCCGCCGCGCAGGCUUCAGCGGGCUGCUCGGAUCCGCCCUUCGCAGCAGCUCCUCCAAGCGAGCCUCGAGAAAGAGCGCGAGGUUCAACAUCCCUCUGGAGACGGCGGGGCUCCGGAGCGGGAGCGCCGCCUCGCGAGCCGAGGACGACGACGACGACGACGAGCCCUACGUCGAGAUCACCCUCGACAUACGGGACGACGGCGUCGCCGUCCACAGCGUGCAGACCGCCGGCGGGGGAACCGACCUCGAGGACCCGGAGCUGGCGAGGCUCGCGAGGAGGACGUUCGAGACCCGGAAGUCGUCGUCGUUCGGGUCGUCGGUCCUCCGGAGCACCUCGUCCCGCUUCCGGCAGGUCUCGCGGGAGCUGAGGCGCAUCGCCUCGCUCUCGCUGCGGCCGGCGACGGCGCCAGCGAGGCGCUUGGACAGGACGAGGUCGGCAGCGACGCACGCGCUCAAGGGCCUCAAGUUCAUCACGGCCAAGGCGGGCAGCAGCGGCGGAGCCGCCGGGUGGCCGUCGGUGGAGAAGCGAUUCGACCAGUUGACCGCGUCCUCCGCCGGCCUCCUGCAUUAUUCCCAGUUCUGUGAAUGCAUAGGGAUGAACAAAGAGUCGAAGGAAUUCGCGAACGAGCUGUUCCGAGCGCUCGCGCAGAGGCGCAACAUAUUCGGCGACUCCAUCAACAAGGAUCUGCUCGAGGAGUUCUGGGAACAAAUCAGCGACGAGAGCUUCGAAUCGAGGCUGCAAACUUUCUUCGACAUGGUGGACAAAAAUGCCGAUGGGAGAAUCACGGAGGACGAAGUCCGGGAGAUCAUCAGCCUGAGCGCAUCAGCGAAUAAGCUGUCGAAUAUCCAGAAGCAAGCACAGGAAUAUGCAGCUCUAAUCAUGGAGGAAUUGGACCCUGAUAACAAGGGUUACAUCAUGGUUGAGAACCUGGAGACGCUGCUCUUGCAAGCUCCAAACCACUCCGUCCGUGUCGGAGACAGCAAAGUCCUGAGCCAGCUGCUAAGCCAGAAGCUCAAGCCGACCGUCGACCACAACCCGCUCCGCCAAUGGUCCGAGAGCGCCAAGUACUUCCUGAUGGACAACUGGAAGAGGCUGUGGGUCGUGGCGCUGUGGGUCGUGGUCGUGUCGGGACUCUUCGCCUACAAGUUCGUCCAGUACCGGAACAAGGCGGCCUUCGGGGUGAUGGGCUACUGCGUCUGCGUUGCGAAGGGUGGCGCCGAGACGGUCAAGUUCAACAUGGCCCUCAUCCUGCUGCCCGUCUGCCGCAACACCAUCACGUGGCUCAGGAACAAGACCCGGCUGGGCAUCGCCGUGCCCUUCGACGACAACCUUAACUUUCACAAGGUGAUCGCAGCGGGGAUAGCUGUCGGGGUCGGCUUGCACGCGAUCUCGCACUUGACGUGCGACUUCCCGAGGAUCCUGCACGCGAGCCCCGAGGUGUACGCGCCCAUGAAGCCCUACUUCGGGGAGGUCCAGCCCCCGAACUACUGGUGGUUCGUGAAGGGAGCGGAGGGCGUGACGGGGAUCGUAAUGGUGGUCCUGAUGGCGAUCGCCUUCACUCUGGCUAUGCCGUGGUUCAGGCGGAACAAGGUCGACCUGCCGGAGCCCUUGAAGAAGCUCACGGGCUUCAACGCCUUCUGGUACUCGCACCACCUCUUCGUCGCGGUCUACUCACUGCUCGUCGUCCACGGGGCCAAGCUCUACCUCACCCACAAAUGGUACCAGAAGACGACAUGGAUGUACUUGGCGGUGCCGGUGACGCUCUACGCAUGUGAAAGGUUGAUACGGGCUUUCCGGUCCAGCAUCAAACCGGUCAAGAUUCUCAAGGUGGCGCUCUACCCAGGAAAUGUACUGGCACUUCACAUGUCGAAGCCCCAUGGCUUCAAGUACCGAAGUGGGCAGUACAUGUUCUUGAACUGCAAGGCUGUUUCUCCCUUUGAAUGGCACCCAUUCUCGAUCACUUCGUCGCCGGGAGAUGACUACCUCAGCGUUCACAUUCGGACAUUGGGAGAUUGGACGAGGCAACUGAAAACCGUAUUCUCGGAGGUGUGCCAACCUCCACCCGUUGGGAGGAGCGGAUUGCUGAGAGCUGAUUGCGUUCCGGGAGGAAGCAUCCCCUGCUUCCCAAAGAUAUUGAUAGACGGUCCAUAUGGAGCCCCAGCACAAGACUACCAAAAGUAUGAGGUAGUGCUCCUGGUGGGGCUAGGGAUUGGGGCCACCCCCAUGGUCAGCAUCGUCAAGGACAUCAUCAACAACAUCAAAGUCAAAGAAUAUGAGCAAGACCACGUCAUUUCGUCGGAAAUCUCGCCACCAACUCCGGACGACAACGACAGAAGCAAUCACAAGGCCAGCCACAGGAGCAGCAGCCAUGGCAGAGGAGGGUUCAGGACCAGGAAGGCCUACUUCUACUGGGUGACCCGGGAGCAGGGCUCGUUCGACUGGUUCAAGGGGAUCAUGGACGAGGUGGCCGGGAUGGACGAGCGUCGGGUCAUCGAGCUCCACAACUACUGCACAAGCGUGUACGAGGAGGGCGACGCCCGGUCGGCCCUCAUCGCCAUGCUCCAGUCCCUGAACCACGCCAAGAACGGGGUCGACGUCGUGUCCGGGACCCGGGUCAAGUCCCACUUCGCCAAGCCCAACUGGCGCCAGGUCUACAAGGACAUCGCGCUGCAUCACCCGGACACUAGAGUCGGAGUCUUCUAUUGUGGGGCGCCAGCGUUGACGAAGGAGUUGAGGCACUUGGCUCUGGAUUUCUCUCACAAGACCUCCACCAAGUUCGACUUCCACAAGGAGAACUUUUGAAGAAAGCUUGAAGAAAAAGAUGCUGCAGGCCAACAAGAAAGUUGUAUAAAUAAAGCUGGGCAGCGGCGUCGUAUACGUAGAAAAUCGGUACUGUAAUUUUUUGCGUAAGCACAUACUAAUUCGAGAUUAAUUUGUCCCUACUCGGGAUUCGAAUGACACGGCCUCAUAUUAGAUUUUAAGCUGAUAAAAAAUGCAAUUGCAAAUAUAGAGUUAGAUAUAGGGAGUUGUUUUCUCGUGUAACAGUAACACUAACCAGAGAUGUAUACCCGAAGUUUAUAGGAUCACUUCUUUGUUCAUUUUCCUUACUUAAUUUUCGAUUUAUUCAUCAA
Rhodamnia argentea is the source of this 3583-nucleotide messenger RNA. RefSeq names its product respiratory burst oxidase homolog protein D. Lineage: Eukaryota; Viridiplantae; Streptophyta; Magnoliopsida; Myrtales; Myrtaceae. The transcript is spliced from 12 exons. Gene Ontology annotation, cellular component: plasma membrane. Bases 363 to 3254 code for a protein of 963 amino acids. Gene Ontology annotation, molecular function: peroxidase activity; NAD(P)H oxidase H2O2-forming activity; calcium ion binding. The record is from RefSeq and is a predicted model, not a curated record.